AUGUCUGGCCUUCAAGCACUCUACCAAGAUCUUGCUGGUAGUCUGGCAGCCCACCCCGAGGCCGCUAAACAUACAAAGACGAUGGUUCAGCAUAACGAAGUCACGGAAUCUCUCACAACACCCGACAAAUAUCCUUUACGGGAUGUCCAUGCACAGGCUCUUCAGAAAAAAGGUCAGACCAUGUUCAAUCCCCCGCGAGAUUCCGCUCAGAGCUCCUUCCUCGACGAUAAGGAACUAAAACGCUAUGGUUACGUAUAUGAAGUAUUCUUCCCUUCAACAGAGCCUUUCUUCAUUACCAUGCAAGACGUCCUAAAAGCCAUCGGCCUGCAGUGGAAAUUCUUCGAUGAGACCGGCUUCAAUAGUAGUGUUGAGCACGAGCAUUGCAAACGCUACGAUUUCGAGAGCAUGGUGUAUCCACCUACCGGGGCGCGUUUCUGCCAGGUUAUCAAUCAUGUUCAGGGCACUAUUGUGGCUUACGAUAACAUCUCACCGAUGGAGGCGCUUAAAGAGUCUGGUAAUUAUGACGCACAAGUUCCGAUGAUUAAAUACUGGUCUGACAUCGCAUUUCUUCAGUGGGACUUGAUGAAAAAACAGAAUGCCGAUUCGGAUUUGAGGUAUAUUCUGCGGUACAAUGUAGUCAACAAUUUGACCAACUCCAUGGUAGACACCAUCAACCUUGAAAAUGGUACUGAGACGAAAGCGUGGCCAGGUACAUCAUAUGAUGCUACCUCCAAAGAGGGUCAGGCGCUGCUUGGUACGCCAAAUGGGAGCAGUGUUGCGUAUCUGUUGAUCCAACACAAGAACCAGCUCGGCCACAAGACUGUUGAGAAGAUCACAGUCUUUCAACACCGCAGGCUUCUGAUGAUGCUCUUCUACAUCAAGAAUGUGGAGGCGUGA
This is a messenger RNA of Cucurbitaria berberidis CBS 394.84, 897 nucleotides long. RefSeq lists its product as uncharacterized. The record is from RefSeq and is a predicted model, not a curated record. The transcript is spliced from 2 exons. Bases 1 to 897 code for a protein of 298 amino acids. NCBI's taxonomy places the organism in Eukaryota, Fungi, Ascomycota, Dothideomycetes, Pleosporales, Cucurbitariaceae.